AUGUGGCCGCAGUCGCACCAUCGCGGAUUUGUCGCCUGCGGGCUUUUGAAUUUCGCCAAUUUCGGUAGCACACUACACCCAGAAAAAAUGCAAACUUUUGCGUGUCAUCCACUUUCUACGAUACCAAAUGUGCACAGCUUUGCACCCGCACCACCUUCAAUACAUUUCCAACAAAAACUGGUAGUAGCGUCCAAAUUUCAAGUCGUUGUAGCUGUGUCAAGCAACCAUGAGCUUGUAUCCUGGCGAAGCAGCAUUGCCCACGAAUCCGCAGCUGCAGCAUUCGGAGGUGCUAAACAAACCAAAGUCACUGCUCUGGAGCCACAGUGGGAAAUCGUCAGCAUCGGUCUGAAUGCCGAUGAAACUCUUCUUGGUGUCUUCACGAACAAUCAAUAUGGAUGUUUUGUUCAUGUUUACAACAUUGUUGCGUUAUCUGUCGAUAUCCCGGGAGAGGCCAUACCUUUAUGCUCAGUUCGUGUAGGCAACACUGCUUCCAAAGGGAUUGCGUUUGAAUGGAAUCCAGCACUUGCUGAUAUGUUUGCAGCGUCAGAUACUGAUCGAACUCUCAGUGUGGCUAAGAUUGACAUGCAGACCCUAACGAAGUACAGUAUUCUUGGUGAAAAGAAAUUAGAAGCCAAUAUUAGUGAGAUAUCAUGGAGCCCGAAAGGAAAACAGUUGGUAGUCGGAGAUGCCAAUGGAAAGAUUUUCCAACUUAAGCCCGAGAUAGAACUAGUUCGUGCAACCCAAGCACCACAAAAUGCUCAAGGUUUGGCAGUCACCAGUUUGAGUUGGCUCGCCACUACGGAAUGGCUUGUCGCCUAUUCGAAUGCUGAGCGAACCAACGGCGGCACAUUUAUGUUGAAUAUCAAGAAGGAUAAACCGCCAUCUUGGACACCAUUGAAUCUAUCUGGUCAGCUUUUCUUUGGCGAGACUAGGCGACUUUUGGUAGAUUGGCAUGUUGCAAUCGUAGCUUUACCCGGAACCGGACAUUUGCUGGCUGUAUGCAAACCACCCAACGCUACGGCGUGGACUGCCACUCCUUUGGCUUCAUUACCGCAGCCGUCUCCUAAUAGUUAUAUGGUUGGCAUUGCUGUGGAUCUAUCUAGACAAACGACGGUGGCAGUCGAUGGAAUAGCUCGUCGAUUGCCUGUUUUGAUUGCCUUGAGCAGUGAUGGUUCAGUGCGCACUUUCCAGCUAUCACCACCAUCAAAGGAUUAUCCCGACUGCAACGAAGCACUGGUGGCUGUAGAUCCCGCCAAAGUUCAGCUUGGACUUCGUCCAGCUGCCACGCCGGUCAUCCAAACGAAUCCUUCUCCUGCGCCGGCACCCGCGCCUCAAGCUUCACUGUCACAAUCUUCCACCCCGAUAGCUGGAUUGUUCGCAAAAAUGGGGGAACAAAAGUCCACUCCUGCGUUCGCUACCAGCACACCGGCUCCAACAACUGGAAGCGUAUUUGGUGGUGCGGUUACCAGCACUCCAGCUGCAACUGGAAGCUUAUUUGGUGGUGCUAAACCAGCUUCACAGAGCUCAUUGACUUUUGGAACGACAGCGGCACCGAGUAUUUUCUCCUCAAAGCCAGCAGCAACAAUAGCUGCUACCUCUGGUUCUGCAACGUUACAAACCACGCCAAAGUCGACACUUGCUCCAACUCAAACCAGUUUGUCGUCAGUUUUUGGGAAGCCAGCAGCAGUGGUAACCGCGCCACAACCACAGCCAAGCGCGCCCUUGCCGAUAACUGGCUUGUCUACAGCUUCAAUGCCGGCUCAAGAGAAAACCGGCCCAGAUCCAGCUGAACUAGCAAAGGCCGAGAAGGCCGCGGUUGCUGCCGCACGCAAGGCUGCGAAAGAAUCGGUGCAGAAGUUCCGUAAAGCCUGGGAUGAAGCGCACAAAAACAUACAUUCGUUUACCAUUAACAAGCAGAAGGCUGGGGAGGUCAUCGAUGAAGCAGUUGCUUCCUUAACUCAUGCUGAGAACUGCGAAACAGCUGAUGAGAUUGAGCGCAUGGUUAUGGAGUUAGAUGAGGAAUUGUGUGAUAUGCUGAGGCUACUAGCAGAAAAGAAGGAGUUAGUUGAGGAGAAAACUGCAACGUAUAAGGAAACUAGAGAUGUUGAGCUAGCCUAUAAACGUCCACUGGAUCUUCUAGAGAGAACUCAUUCGGACAGCGUAUUGCAAAAAUUCGAAGAUUUUACCAUAAGGCUUCAUGAGGCAAAGAAAUUAAUUGCUGAAACCAAGAAAUUAUCUGUUGUCUCCAAGCCUCGUCGAGCUUCGGAAUUUGAUCCAAAAUUUGAAGUACGACUCCAGGAGAGUAUGAAAAACAUGGCACGGUACUUUACUAUAGUCCGCGCUCAUGUAGAGGACAUCGAGCGCAAGAUGUCACAUCUUGCCUUGCAGAAAAAGAAAAGCUCUAAUACCACAAAUGACCAGUCACUUUCCAAUUCAACACUGGUAGACCAAUCUCUGUGUGAAGAAGCUCCGUCAUCUGUGAUCUAUACACCUGCCUUCAAGCCUAUCACUAUCCCCAACAUGGGUUCCAAAUCCCAACAACGGGCAAGAAUGCUGGAAAUUAUGAAUGCGAAGAAGAAUGCGAAGAUUGUGACGAAAAAGGUAGAGCCAUUGCGAAUUGACGCUGCCACUGCUGACGAUACACUUAGUUCAUCGUUCCUUAAUGCUCCUAAUCUUGAGACAUCAUUGAACCAGAAGAUUUCUUCCCCGUUCAAAAUGAAGCCCCCGCUUGCUAUGCGAAAUGCCAGCACUCAAGCAGAUGCUCCAGCUCCACCUGCAACAACUUCAUCUUUGCCUCAGUCUGCUUCAGUAACUUCUGGGUUAUCCUCAUUGGCUGCGAGUAAACCACCCCCUACUUCGACUCUCGCCACCCUGUUGAAGACUACUAGUGACAACAAACUAAACACCAGUGGUAUGGUACCGCUUGCGACAUCAACGCCAGGUUUCAAAUUAGGAGAAAGUGCUCUAAAGCCAUCUGGAUCGUUAUUUGGUAGUCAGCCUACAAGUACAGCCACUGUCACUACCACACAACCUUCUGUCACAAAACAAUCGGACGUUGCUUCGACAGCUAAACCACUGUUUGCUGGAUUGUCAUCAGCCCCAACUGGUGCUGCCAGCCAAGCGAAGCCUUUGUUCGGCUCACUUGGAAAUAAUGCAGCUCAAGGCACAGAAAAGAAAGAGGAAAAGAAACCGUCAACCUUGUUCGGUACUUUAGGAGCAGCGACCGCCAGUGAACCAGAAAAGAAAGAAGAAAAGAAGUCGUCGCUGUUUGGAGGCAUGGGUACUAGCGCUACACUGAGUACUACGACUGACAAGAAGGACGAUAAGCCGCUAACAUCUGCGAGUGGGGGUGUUUCUACCUCAGCUACAUUUGGUUCUGUUGAAAAUAAGGAGUCUAAACCAUCCUCUCUGUUUGGCGGUACAUCAACAGCCCAACAGACAACUCCCAAAUCAAUCUUCGGUGGUGAUAAUCUUUCAAAACCACUUUCUUUUGCUUCUACACAACCGGCUAAAAUCAACGAAACCGCAAGGAAGGAGGAGUCGAAAGAUGAGCAAAGCGCUAGCUUGACAGCAGAGCCAAAGCAGCCAGAAGUGAAAGCUGACGCUGGAAUAAAGAUUAUCGAAACACCAGUAGUAUCUUCCAUCGCGCCUUCGACAACAACUGCCACAACCACCACAACAGCGUCGAGCAUUUUUGGAAAACCGUCAUUAUUUUCGUCUGCUCCAACCACUACAACCACCUCCACUAGCAUAUUCGGCACCGCACCGGUCACAUCAGCAUCUGCUGUAACGACGACUACGAGCAUAUUUGGAACCUCUUCUUUGACAUCAUCGACUCCAGCUACAACAACAACGGCCACUUCCACCACUUCUAGCAUAUUCGGCGCGGCGAAAACUUCUCCAUCUAGUGGAUUUGGAAGCAUAUUUGGGGCGAAAUCCGCUGCUCUGGGCACUAACACUGAUGCGAAUACUGUAACUUUCUCAUUCAAACCAAAGGCGGAGCCGCAACCUGCCCAGCCCUCUGUUUCCUUCACAUUUGCAAAACCCAGCACUGGAGGUAGCCUUGGUUUCGCCGCCGCCGCUGCAGCAGCGGCCAACAGUGCUGACAAUGACGAAGGCAUGGAUGAUGAUGGGUCCUCUGGUGGAGCGACUCAAAGCACGGGCGGUAUUUUUGGGGGUGGUUUUAUGAGCGGGAUUGGUUCUACAACUAGUGCAAAUGCGACCAAGAACGUUUUUGGAAUGGGAACUAGCACUUUAUUGAAAAACACCACGGGUCAAUCGGCGACGAGCUCGCUAUUUAAAACGGGACAACCAUCGAUUUUUGGCUCUGGCUCUCAGACUUCUUCGUUUGCGUCUGCAGCUCAGCAAGCGGCCCAGUCCACUUCGCCUACAUCGUCAAUGACGAAAUCGGUAUUUGGUGCCGCUCCAAAGUUUGGAGGCCCUCCUGUAUUUGGAGGUAAACCAGUUUUUGGUUCACCCACUACCCAACAGACCUCUGCUUUUGGCGGAGCAAAUGCAACCAGUGGGGGAUUUGCAGCCUUUUCUGGCGGUAAAAGCCUCUUCGGUGGAGCAAGCACUGGUGGAAGUUCGCUGUUUGGAGGUGGUACCACUAGUCAAAACCAGCCAAAGAGUUCCUUGUUUGGUGGCUCUCAGGCUAGCAGUUCAUUCAGUACAUGGCGCUGAGUUCUGUUGACCAUGUCUUACACUGUCCGGACGGCUUUGUUUUUUUGCACAAGUGCAUAUCCUUGCUUUUGUGCUGUUCAUGUGCUCUAUCCCUUUCGUUUGACGGUUCUAUGGCACGCGACUCCACCUGUCUCAGUUUGGUGUUUAAUCUGGGUUGCCUAUGGUCGAAGGAAUGCGAAUACAUGAUUGUCUUGC
Messenger RNA from Cylicocyclus nassatus, 4878 nucleotides. NCBI's taxonomy places the organism in Eukaryota, Metazoa, Nematoda, Chromadorea, Rhabditida, Strongylidae. The record is from the annotation of a GenBank genome assembly.